UCGCUUCCUCGCAGCAUCAAGCCAAAAUGUCCGUCAACUCAAUGCGUCUGCUCUGCCUGAUGGCCUGCUGCAUCACCGUCUGCUUGGCCCACCGACCCCUCGCCUACCGCAGCAGCGGCUAUGGCAAUGGCGGCUAUGCUGACUAUGUCAAGCCCUCUGAUACCGCCGAGGCUCAGGCAGCUGCUCUGACCAAUGCCGCUGGCGCAGCCGCCGCCUCAGCCAAAUUGGACGGCACUGACUGGUAUGCCCUGAACCGUUAUGGCUGGGAGCAGGGCAAACCUCUGCUGGUCAAGCCCUACGGCCCACUGGACAAGCUCUACGCCGCUGCCCUGCCCCCACGUUCCUUCGUUGCCGAGAUCGAUCCAGUUUUCAAGAAGAGCCACUACGGCGGACUCUACGGCGACAAGACUGUCGUCCUCAACACUGGCUCCAAGCUGGCAGUCUCUGCUGCCUAA
Messenger RNA from Drosophila hydei, 455 nucleotides. It is a transcript of the gene Cp16, whose product is annotated as chorion protein S16. The transcript has 2 exons. Gene Ontology annotation, biological process: multicellular organism development. NCBI's taxonomy places the organism in Eukaryota, Metazoa, Arthropoda, Insecta, Diptera, Drosophilidae. Gene Ontology annotation, cellular component: egg chorion. The record is from RefSeq and is a predicted model, not a curated record. Bases 27 to 455 code for a protein of 142 amino acids.